Molecule: messenger RNA, 2451 nt
Organism: Protobothrops mucrosquamatus (brown spotted pit viper)
Lineage: Eukaryota; Metazoa; Chordata; Lepidosauria; Squamata; Viperidae
Gene: ITGB6
Product: integrin subunit beta 6
Exons: 14
Biological process (GO): cell adhesion mediated by integrin; cell-matrix adhesion; integrin-mediated signaling pathway
Cellular component (GO): cell surface; focal adhesion; integrin alphav-beta6 complex
Molecular function (GO): integrin binding
Source: RefSeq, a predicted model, not a curated record
GUUUGUUUUGUUUUGUUUUCUUUACACCCAUGUAGCCUUCUGUUACAUUCUUCGAAAACCUCCAUAGUUUGAAAACCUUCAGCUGUACAUUAACGGCUUCCGAACUUUUCUUUUCACUGAGCUUAAUUAAUGUUUGAUAUAUUUUGUGCCUGCAGCCAGAACUGAAAGCGAAUGGGGAUUGAAUUGCUCUGCCUUUUUUUCCUAUUUCUACAAAGGAAUAAAAAUGUACAAGGAAAUUGUGAUUCAGGGAGUGCCAUGAACUGUGAAGAUUGUUUGCUCUCUGGACCAAGCUGCCGCUGGUGUUUCCAAGAGAAUUUUACUGAUCCAUCUGGAAUUCAUAAAAGGUGUGACACUCUUGAAAAGCUUAUUUCAGAAGGAUGCCAGCUGAAUUUAAUUGAAUUUCCCAUUUCCAAAGUAGAGAUCCAUGAAAACAAGCAGUUGAGUGAUGGACCACAAAUAAGUGGUUCAGAAGUUACUCAGAUUUCUCCUCAAAAGAUAACUGUUUUCCUACGGCCAGGAAAUGAAGAAACAAUACAGAUCAAUGUUCGUCAGACUGAAGAUUGUCCAGUUGAUCUCUACUACCUCAUGGACCUUUCAGCUUCUAUGAAUGAUGAUCUGCAAACCAUUAAGGAACUGGGGUCUAUCUUAUCCAAAGAAAUGUCUAAGCUCGCAAGUAGCUUUCAGAUGGGCUUUGGGUCUUUUGUUGAAAAACCAGUUUUACCAUUCAUUAAUACUCUGACGGAAGAGCUACAAAAUCCUUGCCGAAAUUACGCAUUUGAAUGUUUGCCAACAUUUGGAUACAAGCAUGUUCUCUCAUUGACAAAUGACUCAGAAAGAUUCAAUGAAAUUGUGAAAAAGCAGAAAAUCACUGCAAAUUUAGAUACUCCAGAAGGAGGAUUUGAUGCAAUUAUGCAGGCAACUGUUUGUAAGGAAAAAAUUGGCUGGAGAAAUGAUUCAUUACAUCUGUUAGUGUUUGUGAGUGAUGCUGAUUCUCAUUUUGGGAUGGAUAGUAAAUUAGCAGGAAUAGUUAUUCCAAAUGAUGGAAAAUGCCAUUUGGAUCAACAGAAUGAAUACUCCAUGUCAACUGUUUUGGAAUAUCCAACUUUAGGACAAUUGAAAGAGAAAAUUGUGCAAAACAACAUUCUGCUAAUUUUUGCAGUCACCAAGGAACAAGUUCAUUUGUAUCAGCAAUAUGCAGAUCUUAUUCCUGGAGCUACUGUUGGAAGACUACAGCAUGAUUCUGGAAAUAUCCUCCAGUUGAUUAUAGAUGCAUAUAAGUCACUCAGGUCUGAGAUAGAGCUGGAGGUGCUAGGGGACACAGCUGGAUUAAAACUUGCUUUCACUGCCAUCUGCAGCCAUGGCUCUGCCUUUCCACACCAGAAGAAAUGCUCUCAUAUUAAAGUGGGAGAACAGGUCACUUUCAAUGUGACUUUAGGUUUGAGCCCUUCAGCUUGCAGUGAAGGGAGAAAGAAAGUCCUAAUGAAGCCCACUGGUCUAAAUGAAGCAUUAGAGAUUGAGAUCCAGCCCGAAUGCAGCUGUCAUUGUCAGAAGGAAGUGGAGGUGAAUAACUCCAAGUGCAACUACGGGAAUGGUUCUUUCGAGUGUGGGGUAUGUGUGUGUAACCCCGGCUACGUGGGUCCAGACUGUAAAUGUAGCGAAAAAGAGACACUGAAUACAGAGUCCUGUAAAAGUUUCCCAGAACAGAUCUUGUGCAAUGGAAGAGGUGACUGCUAUUGUGGACAAUGUAUUUGCCACCUUUCAGCAUAUGGACAUAUAUAUGGGCCAUACUGUGAAUGCGAUGAUUUCUCUUGUGACAGACUUAGAGGGCAGGUCUGUGGAGGUAAUGGGGAUUGUGACUGUGGUCAAUGCAUUUGCCACCAGGGCUGGACAGGUGAAUACUGUAACUGUACCACAGAUACCGAGAGUUGUAUUUCUAAUGAUGGCAUCAUCUGCAGUGGGAGAGGCAAAUGUGUGUGUGGGAAAUGUAUAUGCACAAAUCCUGGGGUUUCGGGCAACGUCUGUGAAAAACACCCUACAUAUGAUGAUCCUUGCAACUCUAAAUGGAGCUGUGUGGAAUGUUAUCUAGCUUCUGCUGAUCUACCGCAUCAGGAAGACUGCACUGAAAAAUGUAAAUUGGUUGACGCAAUGAUCAGUCAUGAUGAAGAUAUUAUGGAAGACAAAUGGAUUCGUUGUGUGUUACAAGGGAAAAAUGAAUCUAUUAUCACAUUUCAGAUGACAGCUAAUGAACAGGGAAAAGUCAUCAUUCACAACAUAAAGCAAAAUGAUUACCCACAACCUCCAAAUAUUACAAUGAUUAUGUUGGGUGUCUCUACUGCAGUAGUCGUCACCGGGAUUGUAUUACUUUCCAUGUGGAAAUUGUUUAUUUCAUUUGAAGAUCGUAAAGAAGUUGCUAAAUUUGAAGCAGAGAGGUCAAAGGCCAAAUGGCAAACG